Molecule: messenger RNA, 348 nt
Organism: Nematolebias whitei (Rio pearlfish)
Lineage: Eukaryota; Metazoa; Chordata; Actinopteri; Cyprinodontiformes; Rivulidae
Product: UBA-like domain-containing protein 2
Exons: 3
Source: RefSeq, a predicted model, not a curated record
CACCACCAGGUAAUACGCACCCCCAGAAACACUCCAGCCACGCCGCCCAACUUCCCUGACGCCAUCACCAUGUUCUCCAAGCUGUGUGCUUCAGACUGUGGCCCGGGGGCCGCCCCAUCCCAGGCCUGUGUGACGUGUUCACCCCCACCCGCCUCCUACACCUCUGGCUUCUUUUGGGCCUCCUCGCCACCCAACCACCAGGCAGUAUGGCUACCCCCGUCCUCACCCAUGAGCCCCCACUUGCACCACGCUUACCACCUCCCACAGACUCCCAUGUGGCCCCCCAUCUCUCAGCCCAGCGGCACCCAGCAGCCACCUGUGGUGUCAGCAAUGCACAGUCAGAAAUGA